AUGGAAGCUAACAUAGUUAACGAAGAAGAGUUUCAAAACAUUAUGAAAGAAAUCCGUGCGAACAAACCAGAGAAAAACUGGGUCUGUUUGACUUAUGAGGCACCAAAAAGUAAAAACUUGGUUGUUGCUGGGUCUGGUGAUAAGGGUGUUGACGAGAUGAAAGGUAUUUUCCAGGAAAACCAAAUUUACUUCGGAUUUGUCAGAGAAACCGACCAAAUUGAUGACUCUGUUACUAUUAAGUUUGCGUUCAUCAACUAUAUCGGAGACAAAUCUCCAAGACUCCAAAAGGCUGGUGUUGGAAUGCACAGAUCUUCGAUCCAAGACAAGUUCGGUCAGUUCCAUGUCUCACAUAUGUGCUCUGAUGUCAAUGAUGUCUCCGAUAAAAUCAUCAUCGAAAAGAUUAGAAACGCUUCGGGAUCGGCUGUUCACGUUCUCUAA
This is a messenger RNA of Entamoeba invadens IP1, 438 nucleotides long. Its product is annotated as coactosin, putative. NCBI's taxonomy places the organism in Eukaryota, Evosea, Mastigamoebida, Endamoebidae. The transcript has a single exon. Gene Ontology annotation, molecular function: actin filament binding. Gene Ontology annotation, biological process: regulation of actin filament polymerization. The record is from RefSeq and is a predicted model, not a curated record. Gene Ontology annotation, cellular component: plasma membrane; site of polarized growth; cortical actin cytoskeleton. The coding region runs from base 1 to 438 and encodes 145 amino acids.